AUGGGGAGAGGCAGAGUCGAGCUGAAGCGGAUUGAGAACAAGAUCAACCGGCAGGUCACCUUCGCCAAGCGGAGGAACGGGCUGCUCAAAAAAGCCUACGAGCUAUCCGUGCUGUGUGACGCUGAAGUGGCCCUCAUCGUCUUCUCCAACCGCGGGAAGCUCUAUGAGUUCUCCAGCAGCUCCAGUAUGCUGAAGACGCUGGAAAGGUAUCAAAAGUGUAGUUAUGGAGCACCUGAAACAAAUACAAUAUCAAGGGAGACUCAGACCAGUCAACACGAGUACUUGAAACUUAAGGCACGUGUUGAAGCCUUGCAACGAUCACAGAGAAAUCUAUUGGGUGAGGAUUUGGGUCAGCUUUCCAUCAAAGAACUAGAACAACUUGAGCGACAACUUGAUGUCUCAUUAAGACAAAUAAGAUCAACAAGGACACAAUACAUGCUUGAUCAACUUACUGAUCUUCAAAGACGGGAACAAAUGCUUUGUGAAGCUAAUAAAGCUUUGAAGAGAAGAUUGGAUGAAAGCUCUCAAGCCAAUCAACAACUUUGGGAUCCAAGUGCUCAUGCUGUAGCUUAUGGCCGUCAGCAGCCUCAACCACAGGGUGAUGGAUUCUUUCAGCCCAUAGAAUGUGAACCUACACUUCAAAUUGGGUAUCAUCCUGAUCAAAUGGCAAUUGCUGCAACAACACCAGGGCCAAGUGUUAGCAACUACAUGUCAGGCUGGAUUGCGUAA
Zingiber officinale is the source of this 729-nucleotide messenger RNA. RefSeq names its product agamous-like MADS-box protein MADS4. The record is from RefSeq and is a predicted model, not a curated record. The transcript has 8 exons. Bases 1 to 729 code for a protein of 242 amino acids. Gene Ontology annotation, biological process: positive regulation of transcription by RNA polymerase II. Lineage: Eukaryota; Viridiplantae; Streptophyta; Magnoliopsida; Zingiberales; Zingiberaceae. Gene Ontology annotation, molecular function: protein dimerization activity; DNA-binding transcription factor activity, RNA polymerase II-specific; RNA polymerase II cis-regulatory region sequence-specific DNA binding. Gene Ontology annotation, cellular component: nucleus.